AUGGAGCCCGCCCUGCUGGCUGCAAUCAUGUCAUCUGAUUCGACCCCCGACCCCCGGCUGGAGAAGCCCCGGCCGGCAGCGGUCAGUCGCAUCAACUUCUUCACCUCCCAGCUAAAUACCUCGAUUGAGGCCUCCAGUAUCGAGGACUUGUGCUCUGUGUAUAAGCCCUUUGACCUCCUUCUGGAGACAGGGGCCCACAGUGGCCUAUGGUGGCUUGAUAUCACGGCUCCAGCGGAAGAAGACAUUGAAGCUUUAGCCCGAUUCUUCAACCUCCACCCUCUGACUACGGAGGAUAUCAAAACCCGUGAAACCAGAGAAAAGAUCGAACUUUUUGGUCACUACUACUUUCUCUCUUUGCGACCGCCGCGCCGACUCGAGACGGACACUGGGGUACGCAUUGUCUCGCACAACCUCUACGCCGUGGUGUUCCGGGGCGGCGUUCUCAGCUUCAGUUUCGACCCCAGUCUGCACACUAGCCAUGUGCGACAGCGUAUCAAGGAGCACAGCAGUCAUCUGCUGUUGACCAGCGAUUGGAUUUGCUAUGCCCUGAUUGAUGACAUUGUUGACGGCUUUGCCCCGUUCAUCAGUCGUGUCGAAAAUGGUGUUGUAACGGUGGAAGACUCCGUCUCCAUCACUCGACCGGACGACAUGGGACUAGCCUUGCAGCGUAUCUUCAAACUGCGCAAGGAGGUCAUGAACAUUCGUCAGCCGCUGCACGACAAGAUCGACGUCAUCCGGUCCUUUGCGCGGCACUGCGAUAUCUCCGACACCUCGUCAUCGCAGGUUGCCCUGUACCUUAGCGACAUCUGCGAUCACGUCGUUACCAUGAUUGCCAACCUUGAGCAGGCCGAGCAGAUGCUCUCGCGGUUGCAGUCCAAGUACCUCACCCAGGUUCACUUCGAUUCCGGACGCAUGCGCAACGGUAUUGCAUCGGCACUCAGCAAGCUAACGGUUCUUGCAUCUAUUCUCGUGCCGAUGCAGUUCAUCACGGGUUUAUUCGGAAUGAAUGUCAGAGUGCCAGGGAAGACGCAUGAUGGGGACAACUCACUCACUUGGUGGUUUAGCAUUCUAGGUUUCAUCCUCGGACUGACUGUAAUAUUCGUCUGGGUGGCCAAACGGAUCGGACUGCUGGAUCGAUAA
Aspergillus luchuensis is the source of this 1140-nucleotide messenger RNA. Its product is annotated as magnesium transporter CorA family protein. Lineage: Eukaryota; Fungi; Ascomycota; Eurotiomycetes; Eurotiales; Aspergillaceae. The transcript is spliced from 2 exons. Gene Ontology annotation, molecular function: magnesium ion transmembrane transporter activity. Gene Ontology annotation, cellular component: plasma membrane. Bases 1 to 1140 code for a protein of 379 amino acids. The record is from RefSeq and is a predicted model, not a curated record. Gene Ontology annotation, biological process: intracellular magnesium ion homeostasis; magnesium ion transmembrane transport.